Molecule: messenger RNA, 2350 nt
Organism: Clarias gariepinus (North African catfish)
Lineage: Eukaryota; Metazoa; Chordata; Actinopteri; Siluriformes; Clariidae
Gene: bace2
Product: beta-secretase 2
Exons: 9
Coding region: 76-1860 (594 amino acids)
Biological process (GO): membrane protein ectodomain proteolysis; amyloid-beta metabolic process
Cellular component (GO): endosome; trans-Golgi network; membrane
Molecular function (GO): aspartic-type endopeptidase activity
Source: RefSeq, a predicted model, not a curated record
AAUCUAGAGGUAAUCAAGUGUAAGUCUAUUUUAAAGAUUCCAGUGUGGGUCACUGUGAACAAAUUGCACGAAUAGAUGUGUAAUAUUGACUCGGUCAGAUCCACGCGGGUGGUGUAUUCCCACUGCUGGAAUGUUUGUUUUUUUCUGAAUCGUCACAUCCGUCAGCUGGGACUUCAGGAAGUUCUCCCGGGCAAACUUUGGAGCUGUUGCGUGUGUUUGAUUCCCCGCGACUUCACUCGUUACUCGGAGGCGUCAAACAAUGGGCGAGUCGCGCGGACUACGGCUCGACUUCAGCUUCUGACCCGCGCCGGAUUUUCUUUCCUGCUUCAACCCCGAGUCGUUACGAUGUCUGUGCGCAGUUUGCCGCUGCUGUGUCUCUGCUUUUGGAGCUCGCAGUCACUUUAUCAAAUCCCUCUGAAGAUGUUCAGCGGAAAGUUGGACUCGGCGGCGCUGCUGGAGCUCAGCGUCCUGAAGAGGAACCAGAGCGCGUCCGGGACCGGCCUGUCUCUGGCAUCAGAUCCGGCGGGAAAUGUCCAGUUCCUAAACAUGCUGGAUAAUUUAGAAGGGGAUGCUGGUCGGGGAUAUUAUUUGCAGAUGAUUAUCGGGACGCCGGGACAGACGCUGAAUAUCCUUGUGGACACUGGAAGCAGUAACUUUGCAGUAGCUGCCGCACCACAUCCCUACAUCUCAACAUACUUCAACAGAGCACUCUCCAGUACAUAUAUACCAAGUGGCACGUCUGUGUCAGUCAGAUACACGCAAGGUGACUGGGAAGGAGAGCUGGGCUCUGAUUUCAUCAGGAUCCCUCAAGGCCCCAACGGCACCCUCAUGAUUAACAUCGCCGCCAUCCUAACCUCAGACAGCUUCUUUCUCCCUGGCAUCAACUGGCAGGGUAUCUUAGGACUGGCAUACCCCUCACUAGCUCGGCCUAAUCCAUCUGUGGAGCCCUUUUUCGACUCGCUAGUCAAGCAGAUAGGCAUUCCAGAUGUUUUCUCUCUCCAGAUGUGCGGAGCGAGAAUCUCCACCAGCACUGCCACCAAUCCCGCAGAUGGCAGUUUGAUCAUGGGAGGACUCGAACCAACUCUGUACCAUGGCUCAAUGUGGUACACUCCCGUCGUGCAAGAGUGGUACUACCAAGUGGAGGUCUUGAAACUUGAAGUUGGAGGCGAAAAUCUAAACCUGGACUGCAGGGAGUACAAUUCAGACAAAGCCAUUGUGGACAGUGGGACGACGUUAUUGCGUCUUCCUGAGAAAGUAUUUGUUGCUGUCGUGGAGGCUAUUGCUCAGAUGUCAAUGAUCCAGGACAUCUCCUCUGGUUUCUUCUCUGGGACCAAGUUGGCAUGCUGGGUGAAAGGAGAGUCACCGUGGGGAUUCUUCCCUAAAAUCUCAAUCUACCUUAGAGCAACCAAUACUAGCCAGUCAUUUCGCCUCACGAUUUUUCCACAGCUCUACAUCCAACUGAUGGCAGACAUGGACGGCACAAUGGACUGCUUCCGAUUCGGCAUUUCCUCCUCCACGAACGGGCUGGUGAUCGGAGCAACUGUCAUGGAAGGUUUCUAUGUGGUGUUCGAUCGCGCCCAGAAGCGGGUCGGUUUUGGCGUGAGCACUUGCGCCCAAAGUAACGGCUUUCCUGUGGCGGAGAUAAGUGGACCGUUCCUAGCUGACGGUGUGGCGUCAGGCUGUGCAGACGGCUUUCGACUCAAGGAACCUUUAAUGUGGGUCGUAGCCUACUCCCUGAUGGCACUGUGUGCCCUGGUACUGCUUAUCCUCCUGGUACUGAUGGUUGUGCCGUGCAGGCACCGUGGGAGGGACGGAGAACUCACAGACGAAUCCUCGCUAGUACGCAAUCGCAUCAAAUGACGCCGCGCCAAAAAACCCAGCUCGAAGUAAAAAAAGACUGAUCAGACCUCGGGCUGGGAAAACGACUGAAGGACACUUAACACUUAAUAACUGAAAUCAGGUUAUUUGUUAAUUGUUUAGUAAUGGAAGUCUUAAAAGAGGACAGACUUGCUUUGAAGUGAUAGCACUACUGAUAUGGGGUUAAGAUUUUGGAAAAUUUUUUUUUCUUUCACCAAAGAAGCUGUUGUGAUUUCUCACAAACUAAUGUAAAAUGUAAAUUAUUUGCCACUCAUAGGUUUCUGUUGAUUAUUGUUUAGGAAUGUAUAAAUAAUCUGAGUUAUGACUGAAACACUGGAGAGCAGCAUGGUAAUGCAGCGGUAGUUGUAGUGUUGCCACCUCGCAGCUCAGGGGUCCUUGGGGUCUCCUUAACAUCUGCAUGGAUUUUAACUUUUCUUCCUAUCUGUACGAGUUCCAUUCCACCCCCCAUCAGUCCCCCACCCUCACCCUCACC